Molecule: messenger RNA, 678 nt
Organism: Prorocentrum cordatum
Lineage: Eukaryota; Dinophyceae; Prorocentrales; Prorocentraceae
Source: the annotation of a GenBank genome assembly
AUGGCUCGUACCCCCUCUCCCUUGAGUCCGAACUGCCUCCAGAGUUCCACGGACCUUGCCUCCUGCUGCACCAUCUUCCGCGCGAUCCCCGCAAGCUCGACCUCCUUCUGCUCCAUGAGCUGCUUGCUUGCGCUCCUCCUUGGACGCCUCCAUUCCCAGCAGCUUCUGGCCCAGCGGCGCCUGCCAGGUGGACUUCGGCCCGAGCUUGCCUCCAGCACCGUCGAACAGGCCCGCCUCGGAAGGAAAGGGCGGGACACGGGCGAGCGACGCCUCCCCCAAUCCCUCCUCCUCAUCGGACGCCUUCCCGCAGCGCCGCGGGCCGCGGCCGCGCCGCCGGGCCUCGCGCGCCGUGCUGGGCGCAGCCUCGGCGCCCGCGCCAAACGCGGCAUGCUGGGCCCCGUCGCGGCAGGCCUCGGAGCCGCCCGACGGGCGAGGCAGCUCCCCCGCUCGGGCCGCCGCCGCCUGCUCCACGAAGGACGGCCCCGCGAGGCGCUCUCAAGCGCUGACCUCGUCUCCGACAGCCGGGUCCGUCGCCCCCAAACCGAAGAGCAUCUCCGCACCCGUACGGAGGGCAGCCGCAGCGGCGGCGGCGAGGUGCUGGCGCCCUCCGCCACCUGCCGCCGCGCCCGCCGCGGUCGCCCGCCCGAGGGGGGCGAAGCGCCGCCAGCGCCUGGCUGA